This is a messenger RNA of Rubroshorea leprosula, 634 nucleotides long. Lineage: Eukaryota; Viridiplantae; Streptophyta; Magnoliopsida; Malvales; Dipterocarpaceae. The record is from the annotation of a GenBank genome assembly.
GAAAGCACACAUAGGAAGUUGAAGUUGGAACUUGGAAAAGCAAAAGGAGUAAAUACGCGCAUAUGGCACCAAGCAAGAUGAAUUCUCCUACAUUGGCACCCAAAAGGUUCUGGAAGCAACAGAUGGCCGCAUUUGGCAUUAGGCGAAGAAUUGCGAGGAGGAGAGUAAAGCUAAGCCUCAUAAAGUUGAAGGAAAAUAUGGUCGAGAUUCGUAAGGAGCAGCAAUGCAUCAAGGAGGAGCAAAGUAAAGUGCGACAAAAGUUCAAGAUAAUUGAAUCCCAAUGUGACAUCCUCAGGAAGGAAAUGGAGCUGAUUUCCCAGAAGAGUGCCACGACAAGACUUCACCUUGCCCUUGUCUUUCAAAUCCUCAAGGCUAGAGAAGACAAUGAUUUCAACAAAGCUAAUGACCUUACUCGCACUCUCCGUGAGUUGAUUGCGAAGCAGAACAAUACAAACUGAUCAAUACGUGGAUAUGUUACAUAUGUAGUAGUACUGUUUUUAUGAAAUAUUCAUGAGAUGAAAUCUGUAUGCUGUUUGAUUAGUUAGCCUUCUGAUAUGCAUACGUUUAUGAGUUAAUGUAAUUAGUUACUUCAGUAUUGAUUUGUACCAAGAAAAUGCAAACUAGUUGAAUAAUU